Messenger RNA from Drosophila obscura, 1577 nucleotides. RefSeq lists its product as uncharacterized. The transcript has 6 exons. Bases 1 to 1335 code for a protein of 444 amino acids. Lineage: Eukaryota; Metazoa; Arthropoda; Insecta; Diptera; Drosophilidae. The record is from RefSeq and is a predicted model, not a curated record.
AUGAAAGUGAAUCUGGACAAGCAUCUUCAGAGAGUCCAUGACGUUCACGACUCGCCUGAGCGAAUUGAAUCAUCCGAAUCGGAAUUGAGCUCAAGCUCAAGCUCCGACAGCGACGACGACGUUCUAAAUCAAAAAAUAAAGAAACUCAAAUGCCGCAUCUUUGCCCCAGGAGCCCCCAAACCACCAUUGAAAGCCUAUAUGCGGUUCACAAACGAAAGACGGAAGGAACUGAAACGCGACCCUACCUGGCUGCAACUUUCGAAAAUUCACCGCGAAAAAUUCAUUUAUGAUAAAUGGCAUCAGCUUUCGAAAGAGUGCAAGGUUCCGUACAUAGAAGCGGCCGCCAAAGGCCGAGCUAUAUACAAAAAGAAGUUGCGCCGAUUUUUAAGGCAGAAUCCAAACAUUUUGGAAGAAGAGUUGGCGAAGCUAAAGAAGAAACAAACGAAAAGAAAGGCCGUCUCCAGCUCCAGCAGUACUGAUGAUGACGACCCACAUGACCUUGUCCCGCUAUCCAAGAUCCAUCUCCGAUCCACUUCCGAUCCGGCUACCUAUGCCACGCCCACCAUCAAUCAGACCGUGAAAAUCCUGCGGCGCCCCGCCCAGGCUGAAGAGCGACGGGAUACGAAUGGCAUGAAACCCAAGCAGCCCAUUAAGACGCUAAAGCAGCGCGAGCAGGAAUAUGCGGAGGCCAGAUUGCGUAUUCUGGGUGCGGCCAAGAAUCCCGAGGAUGAUAAGCCACCAACGCCCCCAACACCACCCGGUGGUAGCCUUUUGGCCACGCCACAGACGGCUCCACCCGCGGGAACCCACUCAACACUACCUGCUGUCAGCUACAACAAUAACAACAACAAUAAUAAUAGUAAUCCUGGUCCAGGUCCUGGAAUGCAUCGCUCUAGUUCGGCCCCGAAGAUGUCCCAAGUGUCGGCAAUGUACAAUAACUACAAUAGCUACUUCCAAGGGCCACACAAUCCGGGCCUGAACUAUUAUUACCAGCAUGCCGGACCACAGCCACCACAGCAGCAGCCGCCAGUCAUACAGCCGCAUUUCAAUCAACGCAUGCCACCGUAUGGGGUGGGAGGGGGUAUGGGCAUGGGUGGAAUGCCAGCCCAAUCUCCGCCACAGUCAUCGCUCAAUCAGCAGCAGCAGCAGCAGAGUUGGUCGCCCGUGGUCGGAGGAAGUGUAUCCGCUGCCCUGUUGCGCCAGCAGUCAAUGCAGCAGUCGCCACAGCAGCACCAGCAACAGCAUCAGCCGCCGCAAACCUACAAUGACAACGUCUUGCGCCUUCCGAGGGGACCCUGCCCGAAUGGUUCGGUUGGCUUUCAGAUGCGCCGGUAACAGAUUGCAGCAGCAGCAAAAGGAGCGAUGGGAUGUGGUUCUAAUAUAUUUCAAUAAAUUCUACUCAUCGUGGUGUAUAGAUUCCGAAAUUGUGUAAGCAGAAAUUCAAGUGCGAGCGUUUCCAAUCUGAGAUUUAUAUGUCGUCAUGCAUGUGUGGACCCUGUGGUUCGUCCGCAGGCGAAGCAAGCAUCAAACAAAAACAAAAAACUAUGUAAAACAAAUUUUAUGACGAAGAAUGGAAG